CCAUUCUGGAUUACCCAGGUGGGCCCUAAAUCCAAUGACAGGUGUCCUUAUAGCAGACAGAAGAGGAGAAGACGCACACAGAGCAGAAGGUCACGUGAAGACGCAGGCCGAGGUCAGAGCGAUGCAGCCACAAGCCACGGAAGGCCCAGAGCCACGGGAAGCUGAAAGAGACGACCGAGUACUCUCCCCUGGAGCCUUCGGAGGGAGCACAGCCCUGCUGCCUUCGAGAACUGCGAGAGAAUAAACUCCUUUUAUUAGCCACCCAGUUUGUGGCACUUUGUGAUGGCAGCCCCAGAAACGAGUCCGGGCGACAGCAGCAGACCGAGGAGCCAUAGCAGAGACGGUGAGGCCCUGCAAACCUCAAACAUUUACUCUCUGGCCCUGGACAAAAACGUUUGCUGACCUCUGACCUAGAGCACUGCCCUUCUUUGCAUGGUUGAAGGUAGCACCCAUGCACCAUAUCUACCAGGAAAAAAGAACAAGUCACCCUGGGAGCGGCACCCCCACUGUCUAGGCGGGGAGUUUGAAGCAAAGUGAGACCAAGAGAUUUAUCCAAACCUGGGGGCCGCCUGUUGUUUAUGAAUGCCAAAACACCCCGCCCCUCCUUCCAGCACAGCACCCCAACUUUCCUUGGGGGACACCCUCUCAUGGUUUGGGCAGGACUCACCCCACCUCCCGGUUCAGCGCUGGGUAUCCAACGUAUUAGUCCGCUUGGGCCGCGUAUUCCAAAUACUGUAGGCUCGUAGGCUUAAACAACUGACAUUUAUUUCUCCCAGUCUGGAGGCCAGAAGUCCAAGAUCAAGGUCUGGCAGGGUCCAGCUUCCGGGGAGGGCUCUCUUCCCGGCCUGCAGAUGGUCACCUUCAGGCUGUGUCCUCAUAAAGACUUCCCUCGGUGCAUGCGCAUGGAGAUCUCUCUCUCCCUUCCUCUUCUUCUAAGGACACUUAGCGCCUGGGUUGCUGCUCCUGGAUCCUGCUGUAGGAUCCCCUGGCCGGCUCCGCUAACAUGAGACACCUUCUUUCUGUGCUGUGUUUCUGGUCUCUGAGCUGAUGGUGACAGAGACGGGAUCUGAGAGCAGGUCUGCUGAGCUCUGAGAGGCCCAACCCGGGACUUCCUGGGUGUAAUCUCAGUGCUUAACCCAGGAGCAUCCUCUGAGUCCUGAUUCCCAGAUGCCAGCUGGGUUCGACACAUUUAAUGCCUUCACCCUUGCUCUCCUUAACCGGCUGUGGGGGAAGGGAAGGUGCACUGGGAGUAAAUAAAUAAUUACUUAAAUCAAUCCAGAUAAUUAAAUACGCCCAGAUUAUUUCAGGGAGUGCUCCCUGUUAUGAAAUAAAGCAAGCUUCCCCUGACUGAGGUCCCAGUGUAGGUCCCCACAAAGGACACAGGCGAAUUCCCAGCAGUUGAGGAAGGGACUUCCUGGUCCCCAUCCCCCAGUCCUGCCCUCUGGCUUCUCUGGAGCUGGAUGCCUGCGGUCAAGUCGCAGCUCUGUUAAAGCUGUGUCACCUCGGGCAAGUGGCUGAACUUGCCUGGGCCCAGUUUCCACAUCGGAAAAACGGGGAAAAUAACAGCAUCCAUUUCAGAGGACUGACAUGAGGAGUGAGCGAAUCUGUGUAACGUGGGGAGCACAGUCCUGGCACACUGUGAGUCCUGUAUCACUAUUCUUCUUCCCAAGGCUGGGUCCUCCUCAUUCAGAUCUCAGACCACGGUCCCCCAAAGGCAGCCUCCAGCUCCCACGGCAGCCCCACCUGCUCACUUCCUCAGACCACCUUUGUGUCUUCCUGAGCAUUCUCUGCUAUGGGAUCCUUUCUGUUUGGUUUCCUCUUUUUAAAAAAGGCUGCAAGCUUUCCGAAGGGCAGAAACCUUGUCUGUUUUCUCGGCUGCUAUUCCCCAGCACCGAGCUUCCUGCUCGGCACACAGUAGGUGCCCAGGAAGCAGUGGUUUGAGUGAAGGACGGCGGUACCCCGGCAGGGGCCUGCUUCGUCCCAAGGCCUGCCACGCCACCACCACCAGCCACCACGACUUGCUGGGGGGGCGGGGGAGCAGGCUCGGGGCGAGCUGUCUUCCCCUUCUUUCACCUUCCCAGCGUCACUUUAUGGGCGCACAACUCCAGAACCUUCCCGGCCCAGGCCACCGCCCCACAAUCAGGGCCUUCCCGGUUCUGCCUUCGGGGAGAGAGGAUGGGGGUGGCCCGCGGAGGCCAGUUUCAAGCGCGUCCUGAAGUCCCUCCCGCCGCCCCGCGUCGCUUUAAGGCGGAGGCCCGGGAGGGGGCCGGCCCGCGCGCCGCUCCAGCCUUCGGCAUUUCCUCCUCGCCAGCUGGCGCGGCCUCGCCUCCCCUCGGAAGAGGAAACUCCCGGCGCCCGAGUAACGGGAACCGGCGCGCAGGGGAGCGGCGGGCGACCCCGCGGGCCAGGAGAGCCGGCCAGGGUAGGAGGCGAGCCGGAUCGGGCCAGCAGCUGGGCGCGGGCCGCGCGCCGGGGCGCCGGGCGGGGAGGGCCGCCGGGCAGGACACAGCGCGCGGCGGGCUAGGGCGCGGCCCCGGGCCCGGGAGGGCAAGGCGCGCCGCCGCUGCAAGGAACCCUUGAGCCGGGAGAAGAGGCCGAGCUGGAGGGCGGCUUCCCCCAGCCCUGCGAGGGGGGAGCCGCCGCGGAGGCGCAGGCGAGCGGGCCAGCGGGGCUGCCCGGGCGCUGCGCGCAUGCCGGUCCGGGGGCGCCGCCGGGGCUCGCGCCCUGGGCUUCUCGGCCGCCGCGGCCCCAGGCACCCGGCAUGUCGGUGCACUACACCCUCAAUCUGCGCGUCUUCUGGCCCCUGGUGACCGGCCUGUGCACCGCCCUCGUGUGCCUCUACCAUGUCCUGCGGGGAAGCGGGGGCGCCCGGGCCGAGCCCCUCGACGGCGCCGACGGCGGCUUCCCGCUGCUCAAGGUGGCGAUCCUACUCCUCCUCGGCUACAUCCUCCUGCGCUGUCGCCACGCUGUCCGGCAGCGCUUCCUGCCCGGGUCUCCGCGCCUGGGGAGGCACACCGCCUUCUCUCCGAGACACUUCCGAGAGCCGAGCCUCGCCAUCUUGCUGGAGAGUUACUACGAGCACGAAGUGCGCCUGUCUCCGCACGUGCUGGGCCACAGCAAGGCGCACGUAAGCCGGAUCGUGGGCGAGCUGGUGCGGGCUGGUCGCGCCCGAGGGUCCCCAGGUCCCAUCCCCGGAGGAGCGCUGGCCCUGGCUUUCCGCGGAGACUUCAUCCAGGUGGGCAGCGCCUACGAGCAGCAUAAAAUCCGCCGGCCCGACGGCUUCGACGUGCUGGUGCCGCUGCGCCUCCCGCCGCUGGUGGCGCUGGAGCCGCGGGGCCUGGGCGCCGAGCCCGGGCUGUCCCCAGGCUUCCACGGCUGCUUCGUGUGCGCACUCAAGGCGCCGCCGGGGGCGUCGGGGGCCCACUGGCUCCGGGACUGCAAACCCUUCGCCGACGGCUUCUGCGUGGACGUGCGUGGGCGGCGCCACCUCUCGGCCGCGCUGGUGCUGCGCUGGUUCCAGUCGCACUUGCAGCGCUCCCUGGCCACCGUGCGCUACAGCCUGGAGGAGCGUUGUCGCGUCAGCCUGACCCCGGGUGGCCUGGAACAGCCUCCCACCCUGCAUAUCCUACCCUGCCGCACCGAUUACGGCUGCUGCCGCCUUUCCAUGGCCGUGCGUCUCAUCCCCGCUGUCCAUUUGGGCGACAGUGUCUUCCUCGUGGCACCACCACCACCACCCUCGCCCUUCGGGCCCCUUUCGGAGCUCCCAGGAGGCCUGCGUGCCGAGGCACUGUGGGGCGUGAACACAGCGCGCCAGGAGCAGAAGCUGCUGAGCUGGCUGCAGGAACGGGCCCCUCCAGGUGCCUGCUACCUCAAGUGCCUGCAGUUACUUAAAGCUCUGCGCGACCUAGGCGCCCGUGGCCUGGACCCCAUGGCUGCCACCCAGUGGGGACGCAUCCUCUCCUCUUACGUGCUCAAGACAGCGCUGCUGGCGGUGCUGCUGCGCAAGGGGGCUGCGGCGCAAGGCUGGGACGAGGCGCACCUGGUUGAGCGCCUGGAAGAGUUGGUGCAGUUCCUUAGGGACUGCCUGCUGCGACGCCAUACACUCUUCCACUGCGUCCUGGGCCCUGGCGGGGCGGCCGUGGAGGUGGGCCCACUGCCCAAGGUCCUGCGUGAAGCAGCCCCAGUUGACCUCCUGGCUGUUUUCGACAGGCACGCCCGGGAGCUCGCAGCGGCACGCUUGCUGUCCACGUGGCGAAGGCUGCCCCAGCUUCUCCGGGCCUAUGGGGGUCCCCGCUACCUUGCCAGGUGCCCCCCACCAGGGAGUCAGCGUACCCAGGGGUUCCCUGAAGACGAACCAUAAACCGUGACAGCGCCCCCACCUGGCCUAAUGUCCUAAAGCUUCUCCCACCGGGUGGGGGUGGGGAUGGCAAUGAAGCCAGUUGAAUGCAAGGAAGAUAAACUGCAGGUGUUGGAAAAUUCAGAAGAUGGUAUUUGGUGCUUAAAUGGCACCCUGGCUCCACAAUUCAAUAUAGUUAUGGCGUCUUCUUCACGCCCACCAGGGGGUCCUGGGCAGGCUACAGAAAAACAGCCAAGGGCAGCAGCUAAGAGUUGGUCCAAAUGUUGGUUUGUGUAGAAUGAUUCUGGAUUCUGCUUUUAGGGAAGUCCAGUAAAGGAAGCAAGAACUAGCUGCAGAGAAAGUGCCCCAUGUCGGUUUUUAAGACACAGAUCUCGCUGGCCCCAAAUCUGAAGAAGGGAAUGUGUUUUCAGGUAACUUCUUGCUAGGUCCUGGGUUCCUGAUGGUCUUUACAAAAAUCUGAAUCUUAAUCUACAACUGGAAUUGAAGUUCUAUUCUGGGGGCGAAUGAUCUGAGAAACACAGUUUCCAUUAUUCAAAUUAACAUUAAUUCACUGGAGUCGUUGGAAUUUUUAAAUGGUGCAAUCACGGGGGUUUGACAGGUCCCCGAAGAAUUAAAUCACAUGUGUGGAGAGGCAGUCAAGAGUCAGUUAGAGAAACUUCCAGAGCAGAUAGCACCUUGUUUUGACCAAUUCUUUUGUAUUGUGAUAAUUGCUAGUGCCAAAUGUUGCAUCUGAAAGGGAGGCUGGGUACAUUUCCUAUUAGGAAAUGUGCAGUGAAAAAUAGGCUGGCUUAACAUCCCCGCAGGCGCACGCCGGGCCGUGUACCAGUCAACGCCCGUUCAUUGAGCACCUCCUGUGAGCCAGGCGCAGCGCAGAGCAGCAAUAGAUACCUAAGACAACACUGGUGAGGGCCUAAAACAUGUCGGGUCUGGAGAAAGAUGUGUUUCAGUCUUUGCCGAUCAAGGGGUCUCGCCAGGGCUGGCUGUGGCUGGAGACAGAAACCCUUUUUGUUUUAAGGCUUUUUAGCAAACUCCUUCGCAUGGAGAUUUCUUUCUGAGUUGAAGGAGAUAAUGGAAAGGAGCUACUGCUGCUGUGCCUAGCAUGUCGUUGGCUCUCUCAGUCAAUGCUCAGUGAUGGUUAGUUUUUCUCCCAUUGCCCAAGCGGCCUGCAAGUGGUCCUCAGGCCAGCUUUGAGGAGCGGUUGAUUUGGCACAGGACUUGCAAAGCAUUUCACUUAGAGUUCAGCGGCUUGGGCUCUGUGCCUGAAUAUCAGUUACUCCCCAAUCGAGGGAGAUGGCCCUUGGCAGCGGUCUGCUCUUUUUUCUCUUUGGGCAUAAAUAUGACCAGGUUGGGUGUAUUUAGCACCUGGAAGGAGCCCAUCCUGAAAUCCACUCCUUGUCCUCCCAAAUUUCUAACAGCCCUCCUUUGCAUCAGUUGACUUAAAACUCAGUUUAGGUUUAUAAAGGUCCACCAUCUGCUGGCCUAAUAGAAAAUGCAGCCAUCCCAGUGUUAUCCUUCGGAAUUUUUUUUUUUUUUUUUUUUUGGUGAGGAAGAUGGGCCCUGAGCUAGUAUCUGUGCCAAUCCUCCUCUAUUUUGUAUGUGGGAUGUCACCACAGCAGGGCUUGAUGAGUGGUAUGUAGAUCUGCUCCUGGGAUCUGAACUCCCAAACCCUGGGCUGCAGAAGUGGGGCGUCCGAACUUAACCACUCCGCCACCAGGCCAGCCCCUGGGAUUUUUGUCUUUCUUAAUAAAGACAUGCACUUCCUUAGGCUCUUAAAGGUAAAACUUGGAAGACAGAAGUAGCCACCUGAAUAGGGCCAUUGUUUCAUUUCUGAGCUCUUUAGAGGGAACUCUUCCAACCCUUUUUAGGGGACCAACUUGGCCACUGCAGGAAAUCACUGUAAAUAAACGAUUUCUAGAGAAUCCUUCUCAUUGGGGCUGCAAAGACUUUUUCUACCCCUCGCAACCUUGGACUGUAAGAAACAGUUGCAAAUGUCAUACUGUCUCUUUGAGGUUGUUUUGGGGCCAGUUCCCCUGGAUACCACAAAGGUCGCUCUAAGCUUUGCAGGUCAGUGAGGUCAUAGGUACUGCUUUUAGCAAAGGAUUAGUCUAGCAGCUUCCUGCAAAGACAGAAACUGCACAGUGUUUUUAAAAAUUACCUUUUAAAAUAAAUGCCACAACUAAGUAGUCUUUAUAUAUAUAUAUAUAUACAUAUUUAUAAUGUUUUCAUGCUCAGCCACAAUUUCUCCUGUAGUCCUUAAUUCUCCUGGAUCAGGGGAGUUAAAAGCUAAGUGUUCCAGAUAUUUCUAGCCGAGUUGAUAGGUUCCUUCUCUUUUGUAUCUUACUAGCAUUUUGAAGUUUAAAUCUGGUAACAUACUGUUCUUGUAGUUUUUUUUGUUGUGUAUUUCUUUCAGGUUAAUUACCCAAAGCCUCAUCCAUCCUCAAGAUUUUUAAAUUUUAUUAUUAUUUUUUAAAGUAACGGGGCAUUGUGUUUGUGAGUUUUUAAAAUAUUCAUGUUUUAUUUAAAUGCCAUGCUGAGCAAUUGUUCUCUGUCCAUGGUAACCAAAUCAGAGCUUUCGAUCAAUUUUGAUCAAUGUUUAAUAAUCCCAGACAUGUACUGUGUACAAAUGCAAUAAUAGGCCUUAUUAGCCAGGUGUGAUGGUUGCCCGAGGCACUUAAUUACACUCACUUCUGUGUUUUAUUAGGGCUCCGUCAUGUCCUUGAUCUGAAACGUACACGUUUUUGGUGUGUAUUUGGUACUGGAGAUUCAUAUAUGCAAAUAUUCUCAUACAAGAAGGUUCAAAAUUGAUCAUGUUAAAAAAAAAAAGAUUAAUUGUCCAGCCAGUGUCCAAAGGAUAUGUGUUGGCGGACAGGACUCAGCCAUUUUGCCACGAGACACCGUUCGGGGUCUGACCAGUCCUAGGAGCCAUCCUGGAAUGCUGGAGGGGCUGGGAGAAGGGGUUAUUUCUUUGCAAAAUGAAACUGAAGCUGAGAGAAGGGAGAAUUCAAGCGAACCAAGAGAAAGCAGAAGAAUUCAGGAAGAAGGACUUAAGUGAAAGGAAGAGAUGGGGAGAAGGGGAGACGGGUUGGAAAUCAUGUGAGGGUGUGAGAGAGGUUUGGGUGAGGAAACACACUUUUAGGUAUGUGCUAUUCUAAACCAGGGGUCGCAAACUCAGCAGCCUGCAGAAGCAAGUUAGGAAGAUAAAUAAGGGAAGGGGGGUGGGGGGGGGGUAGUGGAGACUACGCCUUUUAUAAGGGGCGGCCGUCACGGCUCAGCUCCAUGCAGGGAAAAAUGGGUAGAGAGGGGCUGGAAAUCAUGAUUUUUUUUUAAAAAAGUGAAACUUCCUUAUUUUUAAACAGAAUAACUUAAAACUGUCCAAAACACCAUGUGGGCCAAAGAAAACAUUUGGUUGAGCCUGGGGGCCACCAGUUUGCGACCCCUGCCUUACACAGUUAAGCCCCCAAGUAUGGAUAAGGUUCUGUUUAUCAUUAUGGGUAUGAUGUUAUACUUCGUUGGGGGUGUGAUAUUUCAAGUCUAUCUCUCAGAGCUAAGCUUUAUUAUAGAAACAAACCAAAAAAAAAUUAACAUGGCCACAGAUAACACUUAACUUGCAAUUCCCAGAAGGACCCAGGAUCCUGGAGCCUCUUUUCGAGUCAGAUCCUCUGUCGAACCGCUGGGGGCCGGUUCUUGGCAUUUCCUGAGUGAGUCAAGGCCAAACCCCUUUGUUCCGUCGGAGCUUUCAGAUGAGUAAUCAGGAAGGAUUGCAGAAUAACUUGUUUCUUUUUUAUUUGCAUUUUAUUCUUAUUUUUAAAUUAAUUAUUAGGUUUUUGAUGGUAUCCUAGCCUGUGGCUUGGCAAUGAUGGUUGGUGGCCGUAAACACCAGAAAAACAGUGCUGGGUCUUCCGGCCAAGCUCUUUAGGCUUGUCACCCUUCCCACUGCCGAGAAGACUGUUCUGAUCAGAGGUCUCUAUCGCUUUCUGACUCGGUGGCUCCCACUGAAAUUGACAUCCCCGAAUUCUGAAGGCAUUAACUGAAAAUACUCCCAAAGCAUCUCUUCGAACCUCAUGGAGUAAGUCCCUUUUUCUGUAAAAUGUGGCUUUCAACCUUGAGGAUGAAGACUUAUGCUUAUCCACGUGGAGGAAGGCUGUUACCUCCCUCCCAGGGGUGGGGGGAAAUGAGCCUCCUUAACAUUUCCAGUGUCCCCUCCAGAGGGAAAAAGAAGUUCAGUGUUAUCAUCUUGGCAUUUGUUAAUUUUUUUAAAAAAUCACAUGUGUUACUUAGACACUACUGUUUAUGUUUUUAUACCUACAUAGCACAUGAUUUGGUGGGGAUAAAGCAAGUAUAAAUUGGGGAGGGAGAAAGAUAUAUGCCAUCUUCUAUACGGAGAGAACAGACCAAAACGUGCAGCUAAAUGAUAGCUAGUCUGGUUUUUGAAAUAUCAGAUAUGCAGGAAUAUUUUUAGCACCUUUUGCUUUAAAAAAAAAAAAAAGUGCCUUGAUUCAGUCACUUGACUUUAAAACAUUCCUCUUAUUUUAUUGUUAUUUUUCAUGUGUAUUCUGACCCCAAACGGCGUGUUAGGGCGCAGUCUGUCGGCUGCAGCCACAGCAUAUUUUGUUCCAAUAACAGAGACCAAAGAGUUGAUCAGAUAUAAUUCAGCUGCUACAGUUGUGUGAUUAAAAAGCGUUUUAAUCGCCAAAUUUCCGUGGCCCAAACAGUCGAGGCCUGAGAUUUGUUUUCUAUUUCAGGUUGGAGUAAAUUUGCACUUUUAAUCAUAUGGGUCAUUGGGGGGCCUUGUUCUUUUUAUACUUUGCUUUGUCAAUAAAGGAACUUAUAGAAA
This is a messenger RNA of Equus quagga, 9191 nucleotides long. RefSeq names its product ITPRIP like 2 (gene ITPRIPL2). The record is from RefSeq and is a predicted model, not a curated record. The transcript has a single exon. Bases 2762 to 4360 code for a protein of 532 amino acids. NCBI's taxonomy places the organism in Eukaryota, Metazoa, Chordata, Mammalia, Perissodactyla, Equidae.